Molecule: messenger RNA, 1578 nt
Organism: Pungitius pungitius (ninespine stickleback)
Lineage: Eukaryota; Metazoa; Chordata; Actinopteri; Perciformes; Gasterosteidae
Product: epithelial membrane protein 2-like
Exons: 5
Coding region: 156-644 (162 amino acids)
Cellular component (GO): plasma membrane
Source: RefSeq, a predicted model, not a curated record
GGAAGAGGCAGAGAGUGUGUGAUGUCUGGGUGUGGACUUAAAGAGGGCUGGGCAGAGGUUACUAGUCUUUGUGCAUUUAGACUCUGAAUUGAUCGUCCUUGAGAACAGGAGGAUUUAGACUUGAAGAGACGCACAGCCACCAACACACCGUCAACAUGCUGAUCCUCCUUGCUGCCAUCUUUGUCCUCCACAUCAUAGGCAUCAUCCUCCUCCUGGUGGCCACCAUUGACAAUGCUUGGUGGAUGACUAACACCAUUGCCACUGACGUGUGGGCCCGUUGGAUACAGACAGACGGAGUGUGGAACUACACUGAUCUUCCCAAUAUCCCAAGCUACCCAUCCGAUUACCUCCAGGCAGUGCAGGCCAGCUCGGUGCUCGCCUGCAUAUUCUCCAUCCUGGGCAUCUUUGUGUUCGUGGCUCAGCUCUUCACCCUCCCGAAGGGACAGAGGUUCACCAUCUCCGGCCUUUUCCAGCUCCUUUCCUGCCUGAGCAUCAUGAUCGCUGCCUCCAUCUACACGGACCGCUUCCACAAAGACGAGAGCGUCGGCUGGUACGGGCACAGCUACAUCCUGGCCUGGAUCGCAUUCUCCCUCACGUUCAUCUCCUCCAUCACUUACUUUGUGCUACGUAAGAAGACGGCGUGAGACGGACACUUGAACUAACACCAACCAGCCCAAUAACCGCUGGCCGGAUCUACGCUGCCAGCUGAAAUCUGAUUUUAGUCACAGACGGUGUAAAUUGUGAUUACGCCAGCCUGUUGUUGACAUCAGACUUGAGUUGUUAGGGUAUAUUCAGCUGCAGAUGAAGCCUGUUGAUCUUCUCAAAUAAAUAGUGUGGUUUGAUUGAUCUUGCUCUCCGAUAGUCAGGGUUUCACUCGUUCUGCAGUUAAAGGCAAGUUCAAUCAAUCACAGUUGUAUUUGAGUGCUGUUUCUAAAGCAUCUAAAGAUUAGGAAUAUUCUUUUUGUUAACUGAACAAAGUUUGCCUUACAAUUUAAGAUGCUGUGAUAAAUUAAGAUCUACCAAUGUUCCUGGCUUGUGACAAAGGCAGGUUGAGGAGUAAAAUCUGUGGUCUUUUUUGCUGUUUCAUUCUUGUUGUAAUGAACACUUUCUCGUAUAGAUAUGAGUGUUGGAUAAAAAUGGGUGAGUUUAUGAUUUUUCACUUAUCUUAUUGUUAGUUCAUCAAUUAUAUUCCACUUAUCUCCUCUUAUUUUAAAUAAUUAGACAGAGUAAAAGUCUUAAAAGACUGAAAAUAAAAAAAUUACACAUACACUGUUUUGGCAAAACAUAAAUGUAGGACAGAGAAAUCAACAGUUGGGUAGUUGGGCUAAAAAUGAAUGAAUCAUUAAUGCGUUCAUCUAAAGUUUAACCCACAUUUAAAGCGGUAAUUUGAGCCGUUUCCCCCCUUUCUGCCGCCCAGCGUGACAGAAAACUGCCUUUUAUCUUAAAACGUGAGAUACAGUUUGUAAAUAGGUCUUGUUUCCCAAAAUGCUCUUUAUGUCUAAUGCUGUUUUAUUUUUGCUACUGUUAUGGAUGCAAUGCCAAUGAUUUUUACAACAUUAAAACUUGAUUCCCAACUAC